Molecule: messenger RNA, 1752 nt
Organism: Amorphotheca resinae ATCC 22711
Lineage: Eukaryota; Fungi; Ascomycota; Leotiomycetes; Helotiales; Amorphothecaceae
Exons: 2
Coding region: 1-1752 (583 amino acids)
Source: RefSeq, a predicted model, not a curated record
AUGAGGGGAUUCGGAGUAUUUUCAGCGGCUCUCGUCGCGCUGUCAACCAUCAGAGAUGCCCUUGCAUUCAAUGCCCCAUCCGAUGUUCCUACGUGGUGUGGAAAGCCUUAUAUGAGCACAAACCAGGCACUGGAUCCAGGUGGACAGUUCGUCUUUCCAACCGUCCAGUCAAAGCCGAUGCUCUAUGUAACGGUGGCCCCAAGGUAUACGAUUUUCCUGGAAAAUGACGUCUUCGGGUCUUUCAUUGUUGGUGCAUCGAUCUCACACAUCUUUGGCCAGCCGUACAACAACGUUUCUUACGCUUUACCUGGGGGUAGGGACGGAAGUCCCUUUACCACGCUGCAUUUUAAAAUCUACAGUGAGGAGACCAGAUCAUUGCUCGUGGCUAGUUCUGUCCCUGUGAACUCAACUGGGAAUCUCUUUGAGUUUCCAUUAUUGUCCUUCAUUCCACGCUGGGAGCCUUACCAGGUCUCGUUUCAUGGAAGUUCCCCCGAUGGCCAGCAAUCCUUCACCGCUACCACUCAAAUCUACGUUCUCCCCUCACGCUCCUACGGUAGCGCGGUGAAAAUCGACAAUCUUUUUGGUGGCCUUUACGUUCAAAAUGCACUCAAUCACUGGAGAGGCUGGUAUCCAGUCUUUCCCAACGGAUACUACGCCGACGGGUCAUAUGUCACUCCUUCAAACAUGUCCCUAGUAAACCUAGACACCUAUGUUGCUCAAGGCUUCAACACUAUCAACAUCGUCCCUAGUGGAGUCGGUCCAGACCAGUCGUAUCCAACAGGACAAUUAGAGCAAUACUGGGACCGCAUGGACGAGCUCAAUCUCUUAAAUAUCUAUGACAUGAGAUUUUCCUUCCAGAACGCUACACAAGUUAAUGACCAAGUUCAACUAUGGAAGAAUCGCACGAGCCUUCUAAUGUGGUAUACGGCUGAUGAACCAGAUGGCUGGGCCUACCCCCUGAAUUCCACAUCUCUAGCCUACAACCAACUCAAAUCCCUCGACCCCUACCACCCCGUUUCUCUCGUCCUAAACUGCCAGAACUUCUACUAUCAAGAAUACGCCUCCGGUGCCGACAUCAUCUUCGAAGACGCCUACCCCGUAGCCAUAAAUGCCACCUGGUCCAUUCCCUGGGACACGCCAUGCAAUCUAACCUAUGGCGAUUGCGGCUGCGACAACUGUAUCGGCUCUCUUACCGACGUCUCUGACCGACUCGACGAUAUCCAAACAUACCAAGCGAAUCUCCCUGGCCAAGGAAUGAAACCUACCUGGGCAGUCCUACAAGCAUUCGGGGACCAGGAUUACUGGAAAUCAAUCCCGAGCCCAGCAGAGGUGGAGAACAUGAUGAUGCUAUCUAUCAACCACGACGCGAAGGGCAUCACGUAUUGGAUCUAUCCCAGCACCGAAGACGUGAAUAUUGGGAGUGGCGCACUAGGCAAUGUCCUGAAGACGGAACCUGCGCUGGAUUUCCUCUUUGGCGCAAAUGCGAUCAAGACCCUGCAGGUCCAAGGUGAGCCGUUGGUGGAUGCGAGUGCGUGGAUCGUGGGGUCGGAAAUGAUGGUUGGUGUUGUGAGUGAGGAAUAUGUGAAUUAUGACUCGUUGGUUACGAUUACUCUACCAGAGGCAGCGAUCUCAAUUGCUCAAGUCUUGUAUGGAAAUUCGAGCUGGACACUCAAGGGGAACCAGUUAUCGAAGACGGGGCUUCAGGGUCUGGAAGUCAGUAUUUUGAUACUAGACGUACAGCACGGUCACUAG